Messenger RNA from Lycium barbarum (goji berry), 501 nucleotides. RefSeq lists its product as uncharacterized. The record is from RefSeq and is a predicted model, not a curated record. Lineage: Eukaryota; Viridiplantae; Streptophyta; Magnoliopsida; Solanales; Solanaceae. The transcript has a single exon. Bases 1 to 501 code for a protein of 166 amino acids.
AUGGAACCAGGGGUCUUUACUACUCCAUGUUCUGUUGGUCACCAUGGUUUUGCUUGUGCAUUAUGUAAUAAUGGGGCUAGAAUUAACCUCAUACCACUUUCUAUCUAUAAGAAAUCGGGGUUGGGAAUGCCUAGACCUACCACAAUGCGACUACAGACGGCUGAUAGAUCUAUUAAGAAGCUAGUUGGGGUUGUUGAUGAUAUGCUUGUUCGGGUUGGCGAAUUCCUUCUGCCGGUAGAUUUCAUAAUUCUUGAUUAUGCUAUUGAUCUAGAUAUUUCUAUUAUUUUGGAGAGACCUUUUUAUGCCACAGGAAGGGCUCUUAUGGACUCAGAGAAGAACGAGAUCAAGUUUCGUGUCAAUGAUGAAGAGGUGACUUUUCAGGCUAGCAAGGGAAUGAAGCUAUCGAGUGCUUACGAAAGCAUUUCGGUUAUUGAUGCCAUUGAUGUGAUAGAUGAGACUGUUGAAUUUAAAAUGAAAAAGAAUGUUUGGGUGAGGCUCUAG